Messenger RNA from Babjeviella inositovora NRRL Y-12698, 383 nucleotides. RefSeq lists its product as uncharacterized. The transcript has a single exon. Bases 96 to 290 code for a protein of 64 amino acids. The record is from RefSeq and is a predicted model, not a curated record. Lineage: Eukaryota; Fungi; Ascomycota; Pichiomycetes; Serinales.
CGCUGCGCUUUUUUACGCUGCUGGUGGAACGUCUCCGUGGAGUCCCUUGACCCCAAAACGUUUAACGGGGAUACAAUCUCGGACAUCUGUGAGGUAUGUAUAGGAGUGGCAGUGGUGGGUUUGGUCGUGUUCUUUUUAUGUCGAUGUUGGAUUUUUGCGCUUAUGUAAGCGAAGAUAUUUAUGUGAGUUGCGUACGACCUGGUGAUUGGGGGAAAGUCAAAGUACGGAUUAAUAUAUGGGGAACUGUGAAUAUUAAUAUUUCACCUAAAAGUCCAUGGAGUAGGAGAUAAAUCCUGGUUUAUGAACAAUAAUAUAAAUAGCUAGUACUAAUAUUACUUUACUUUUCCCCCGUCUUCUCUCUUGAUUCUUUCCAUUAUCCGCCC